This is a messenger RNA of Closterium sp. NIES-65, 1938 nucleotides long. NCBI's taxonomy places the organism in Eukaryota, Viridiplantae, Streptophyta, Zygnematophyceae, Desmidiales, Closteriaceae. The record is from the annotation of a GenBank genome assembly.
CCAGAUUAUUUCGAACGCUCCUACCCUGGAGGCUGGUUCACCUACGGAGCUAUUUUCGACUCGCGCGUAGAAGCGUCCGAUCUGCCGUCUUUAAUCUCCUCGCGCACGGGCACCCACGCGCCGGCUUUCAUAAGCGCGUACGCCGUCACGUCCCCUCGCCCGCUCGUCUUCUUCUCCAUCCUCUGGCAACCCAACUCCAAAUCCUUUGGCUGGGCGGUGCUAUUCAAUCUCGACGGUCCAAUGUUCCAAGAUGCUCUCCACCGUCAGAUCGCGUCGGGCUUUAAGCCUGUGCAGGUGGAGAGCUACUACGUGUCGGACGACGUGAGGCCGUACUACCACGAGAUCUACUACUCUGCCAUCUUCCUUGCUGACGUGGCGUGGCCAGCUGGCAGCUCCAUGUGGGUGGAGGCGGCGUUUGGCAUGCCGCACGACGCGAGCUACUGCUGUGGUCCCACCUCCCGGUGGUGGCGCCUGCAGCGACAGGGAUUCAGCCCCCUCAGCGUAUCCCUCACAGAGGACCCGGCUGCUCUCACCGUGUAUGUGGCGGACGUGUGGAGCAGCCCUCCCUCGUCUGGCGGGUGGCUGGGCGGAGUUGCAAUGACAGAGGCAGAGCUACAGCAGGCACUGGCGCAGUUGCCGCCUCCCCUGGUUCCCACCUUCCUCAAGGCGUACACGGUUGGGAUGCAGGUGGGGAUGAGAGGGUUAAAAUUGCAGGAGAGGAUGGGAGUGACAGAGCUAGCAGGUGAGAAGUUUGUGCCGCCCAAGUGUGGGGAGCAAGGGAAAAGCGCAACUGAUGAUGUUGGGGUGGUGGGGGAGAGGGGAUCAUGGGAAAGAUACACUGUGCUGUGGCAGACUGAUGGGGUUGGGGGGAGGUUGGAGGGGAGGGGAGCAUGGGAAGUUUCUAGUCUUUUCCCUUCGCGCUCCGUUUCUCGCGCGCCGGUUUCGAUGGAUUCCCGCGCCGCCAACAUUCUCGCAGCGCUCUUCUCUCUUACGCUCCUCGCGGCGGUCCUUCCUUGGCAGGUGUCCUCAUCCCUCGCGUUCCGCGGCGGGUUCGGCGCGGAUUUCCACCUCGGAGGCCCCGUCGCCGCCGCUGACGGGGCAUUCCCUGGGGUGGGCAAUGGUGUUCAACCCCUCAACGGCCAGCAGUACCAGGACGCUCUGCACUGGGGUGGGCGAUGGUGUCCAACCCCUCAACGGCCAGCAGUACCAGGACGCUCUGCAUUGGGGUGGGUGAUGGUGUUCAACCUCAACGGCCAGCAGUACCAGGAUGCUCUGCGCCAUUACAUCUCCUCGGGCUACAAGCCCUCUCAGGUGGAGAGCUACUAUGUGGCGGACCACCACGGGCUGUACUACGCCUCCAUAUUCCUUGCUGACGUGGCAUGGCCAGCUGGCAGCAGCACACGGGUGGAGGCGGUGUUCGGCGUCCCUCACGACUCCUCCUACUGCUGUGGGCCCUCCUCAAGAUGGCUGCAGCUGCAGCGACAGGGCUACACUCCUUUGAGUGUAUCGUUCACAGAAGACCCUUCCUCUCAGAGAGUAUACGUGGCCGAUGUGUGGAACGAUGCGCCCAGCAGGGGGGGCUGGCAGGGCGGGGUGGCCAAGACACAGGCGCAGCUGCAGCAGGCGCUGACCCAGUUGCUGCCUCCCCUCGUUCCCACCUUCCUCAAGGCGUACACCGUUGGCUAUCAGGUCUUCUAUGCAUACAUCGCCCGGGCUGCAUCCUCCUCGCCUCCCCGCUCCACCCUCACAACGGACGUCAGCCGCGGCGCCAUUGACCUGCUCUCUCGCUCGCUCAAGCACCCACCUCUCCUUCUCUCCCCUCCUGCUCUUAUUGUUCCGUUUUUCUUCACAGGUCUUCUAUGCAUACAUUGCUCGGGCCAGCCCAUCAACACCUCCCCGCUCCACCCUCACAACGGACGUCAGCCGCAGUGCUUUUGA